AUGUUAUUUGAUGAAAUCCGAGCUGAAAUGAAAAUCUUAUUGUUUUUAACGUUAUGUUCGUUACCAAUUUCAUGGUGCGUAAAAGAUAAGACAUGGUGGAAAUACACCACUAUAUACGAAGUAUUUUUACCAUCUUUUAACGAUGGUAAUGGUGAUGGAAUGGGUGACUUGAAAGGCUUGAAGUUGAUAAUAGAUACGGUGUUCAAUCACUGCAGCGAUGAACAUCCUUGGUUCAUCAAAUCAAUACACAAAGAAGACCCUUACACUGAUUAUUUCAUAUGGAAGGACCCAAAAGGAUACGACAAAGAUGGAAACCCAUUACCACCCAAUAAUUGGCUCAGUGUUUUCUCUGGAAGUGCUUGGAAAUGGAACGACCGACGCAAGCAGUUUUAUCUUCAUCGAUUUUCUCCCCAACAACCGGACUUCAAUUUACGUAAUACAGCGGUGAAAAAUGAAUUGAAGAAAAUCAUGAAAUUCUGGGUGGAAAAAGGAGUAGCUGGAUUUAGAUUCGACGCAACAAAGUUUUUAUUGGAAGAUGAGCAUUUCAGGGAUGAACCUGUUUCGUCGCCUGACGUUGAAGUGCCAUACCAGUAUAGUGAUUUAAAACACAUUUAUACGGAUAAUUUGCCAGAUUCCUAUAAAUUACUUCAUGAAUUACGUACUUUUCUGGAAAAGCUUACCCAAAAGUAUCAAGAUUUUGAGAGAAUUAUGGCUAAUGAAGAUUACAUCGAUGGAAGAUUGCUGUACCAAUAUUACGGUUCUGACACGUACAGAAUCAUGCAUUUACCUUUAAAUUUCAUUUUAACUCUUACCGUUCAUUAUCAUAACUCCUCGCAUUACCAUAAAACAAUCAAUACGUAUCUUAAUGGCUUACCAGAAGGAGCUGUUCCCAAUUGGAAUGUAAGUUACUGA
Planococcus citri (citrus mealybug) is the source of this 912-nucleotide messenger RNA. RefSeq names its product maltase 1-like. Bases 1 to 912 code for a protein of 303 amino acids. The transcript has 6 exons. Gene Ontology annotation, molecular function: alpha-amylase activity. The record is from RefSeq and is a predicted model, not a curated record. Gene Ontology annotation, biological process: oligosaccharide catabolic process. Lineage: Eukaryota; Metazoa; Arthropoda; Insecta; Hemiptera; Pseudococcidae.